Molecule: messenger RNA, 1081 nt
Organism: Micropterus dolomieu (smallmouth bass)
Lineage: Eukaryota; Metazoa; Chordata; Actinopteri; Centrarchiformes; Centrarchidae
Gene: tomm20a
Product: translocase of outer mitochondrial membrane 20
Exons: 5
Coding region: 82-522 (146 amino acids)
Biological process (GO): protein import into mitochondrial matrix; tRNA import into mitochondrion; protein targeting
Cellular component (GO): mitochondrial outer membrane translocase complex; mitochondrial outer membrane
Molecular function (GO): transmembrane protein transporter activity
Source: RefSeq, a predicted model, not a curated record
CCUCUCUGCGUUUCCUUAGCAGCGUGCUAGCUGCUAGCCAGUUAGCGUGCAUGGAUGCGGUGCCCAUGAGUAGUUUCAGAUAUGAUGAGCGGUAGGACGAGCGCGGUAAUUGCCGGCGUGUGCGGAGCCCUUUUCAUCGCAUACUGUAUUUAUUUUGAUAGAAAGCGGCGGAGUGACCCUCGCUUCAAGGAAAAGCUACGUGAACGUAGAAGAAAGCAAAAUGCUUCUAGUCAGAAGUCUGGACUGGCAAAGCUACCUGACAUGAAGGACGCGGAAGCUGUUCAGAAAUUCUUUCUGGAGGAAAUCCAGCUGGGAGAGGAGCUCCUGUCACAAGGUCAAUUCGAGAGCGGUGUAGACCACCUGACCAAUGCGAUUGCAGUAUGCGGUCAACCUCAGCAGCUGCUUCAGGUACUCCAGCAGACGCUGCCACCUCCAGUUUUCCAAAUGCUGCUCACCAAACUGCCCAGCAUCAGCCAGCGAAUCAUCAGUUCUCAGUCUUUAACAGAAGAUGAUGUUGAAUGAAACUGAUUGUGUGUGAAAUGGAAACAUGCAGUCACUAUUCCGCAAAGGGAUUUGAGGCACUGUUAUAUGUGCACAUUUUUGGUAUGUGUGACUGCAGUUGCGAGCCUGAUUGUGACAGAGCUUGAUCUUUGGACGUCAGAUGACAAUAAUCGCCCUCUAUCAUGGCGGUCUGAGGUUAAGAACUUGCUCGAGCUGGCGUUUCUGGGAAACGUUUAAACACAUUCCAUCUUUCUAAUCUUCUUCCCACCAGAUCUCAUGUAUUCUGGCCAUCAGUUUAUUCUAUGUAUUUCCCUCAAGUAAUGAUGCGUUAUGUUUUGGGGGGGGGGGGUUAUGUCCUAAAAAAAUCCCAACAAAGGUAUUCAAAUGUUUAUUUACAUAUUGCUGCACAGUGAUAGACAUGUGAAAUGUGUGUCUACACUUAACAGAACACUUGUUUGUGGAGUAUUGUCGAGUUUUCUGAAAUUUCUUUUCAGUGUUUAUUUAAAUGUUGUUUUUAUAUUCUGGUCUUUCAUAUCUGAAUGUAUGUUUGUGUGUAACAAAAAAUAAAUAAUGAAAACAC